This is a messenger RNA of Salmo salar (Atlantic salmon), 1650 nucleotides long. NCBI's taxonomy places the organism in Eukaryota, Metazoa, Chordata, Actinopteri, Salmoniformes, Salmonidae. The record is from RefSeq and is a predicted model, not a curated record.
UGGCCGAACGGAAGUGAUUGAUAACACGCUGAACCCGGACUUUGUGCGGAAGUUUGUCCUGGAUUUCUUCUUCGAGGAGAAGCAGAAUCUUCGCUUUGAUGCGUACAAUGUGGACACCAGAAGUUCAAACAUUUCAAAACAUAUUUCCAACUAACAGAUCUGUUUUUCUUUCUCAAUUGCAAACCUUUGUGGAUGUGCAGAAGGACUUCCUGGGCCAGAUGUUCUGCACUCUGGGGGAGAUCAUCGGUUCCACAGGCAGUCGGCUGGAGAGAACCCUCUCUGGGAUCCCAGGGAAAAAGUGUGGGAACAUCAUAUUCACCGCUGAAGAACUGAGUAAUUGCAGGGACAUUGCUACCAUGCAGCUGUGUGCCAACAAGCUGGACAAGAAAGACUUCUUCGGCAAGUCAGACCCAUUCCUGGUCUUCUACCGCAGUAAUGAAGACGGAACGUUCACCAUCUGCCAUAAGACGGAGGUGGUAAAGAAUACUCUGAAUCCUGUGUGGCAGCCCUUCACCAUCCCUGUGCGAGCCCUCUGUAACGGAGACUAUGACAGGACAGUCAAGGUGGACGUGUAUGAUUGGGACAGAGAUGGAAGUCAUGACUUCAUUGGCGAGUUCACCACCAGCUACAGAGAAUUCUCCAGAGGCCAGAGCCAGUUCAACGUCUAUGAGGUUCUAAACCAUAAAAAGAAAGGCAAGAAGAAGAAAUACAUCAAUUCAGGGACAGUCACACUGCUGUCCUUUAAAGUGGAGUCAGAAUACACGUUUGUAGACUUCAUCCGGGGAGGGACGCAACUCAACUUCACAGUGGCCAUCGAUUUCACAGCGUCUAAUGGUAACCCAUCCCAGCCCACCUCUCUGCACUACAUGAGUCCCUACCAGAUGAAUGCCUACGCAAUGGCCCUGAAGGCUGUGGGGGAGAUCAUCCAGGACUACGACAGUGACAAGAUGUUCCCUGCCUACGGCUUUGGAGCAAAGCUGCCCCCGGACGGCAAGAUCUCCCAUGUCUUCCCACUGAACUCCAACAGUGAGAACCCAAACUGUGUGGGUAUCGAGGGAGUGUUGGAGUCCUACUUCCAGAGUCUCCGAACUGUUCAGCUCUACGGGCCCACCAACUUCGCCCCUGUCAUCAACCAGGUGGCACGGUGUGCUGAGGAUGUGACUGACGGAUCCCAGUACUUUGUGCUGUUGAUGAUCACAGACGGAGUCAUCUCAGACAUGGUGCAGACCAAGGAGGCUGUGGUCAAUGCUGCCGCUCUGCCCAUGUCUAUCAUCAUAGUGGGAGUGGGUCCUGCUGAGUUUGAUGCGAUGGAGGAACUGGACGGUGACGAGGUCAGAGUGUCCUCUAAGGGGCGCGUUGCCGAGCGAGACAUAGUCCAGUUUGUGCCUUUCCGAGACUACAUAGACCGCCAGGGCAACCAGGUGCUGAGCAUGGCACGGCUGGCCAAGGACGUGUUGGCAGAAAUUCCUGAGCAGCUGCUGGGUUUCAUGAAGACGAGGGACAUCGAGCCCCGGCCCGCCCUGCCCACCUCCUCCACCACCACUACCACCCCGCCAGGACUCCACAAGCUGCGCAUCUGAGAGAGGGGUUUGGGUGGGGGUGGGGGUCUGGGGUUCUUGUGUUUAGAGACAUUGUUUGGACCAUUUUCAG